CUUUGUUGGUUGAGAAUGGAAAGUUUCUUCUUUCGGCAAAACGCAUAAGAAGAACCACUUACACAGAGUACGUCAUCUCCAUGCACGCAGACACCAUUUCAAGAUCAAGCAACACCUACAUUGGCAAGAUCAGGUCUAAUUUUCUAGGGACAAAGUUCAUAAUAUACGACACACAACCUCCUUACAACAACAACAACAAAGCCUCUCAAGCGGUUCAACCUUUAGGACUUAGCCGGAGGUUUUACUCAAAGAGAGUCUCUCCCAAAGUCCCUACCGGUAGCUACAAGAUCGCUCAAGUGUCUUACGAGCUAAACGUUCUUGGCACACGUGGUCCGAGGAGAAUGCACUGCGCUAUGGACUCUAUCCCCGCUUCUUCUCUCGCGGAAGGUGGAACCGUGCCUGGACAGCCUGAGAUCAUUGCCCCCCGGUCUCUUCUCGACGAGUCUUUCCGCACCAUUACAUCCUCCUCCUCGAGGAAGUUUAUUAGCGAUUACUCGGCCGAGUUUAACAGCGCUAGGUUUUCAGACAUUCUUGGUACGUUGGGAGAGGAGGAGGAGGAAGAAGGGAAAGAGCGUGUUUCUUCGCCGCCUCUUGUGCUUAAGAACAAGCCGCCGAGGUGGCAUGAGCAGCUACAGUGCUGGUGUUUGAACUUCAGGGGACGUGUGACGGUCGCGUCGGUCAAGAACUUUCAGCUUAUAGCAGCAAACCAGCCUCAGACUCAGAGUGAUGGUCCGGACAAGAUCUUGUUGCAGUUUGGGAAAGUGGGGAAAGACAUGUUCACGAUGGACUUCAGGUAUCCGCUGUCUGCGUUUCAGGCUUUUGCUAUAUGUUUGAGCAGUUUCGAUACGAAACUCGCAUGCGAAUGAUUAGAGAAGAAAGAGAGCUUUUGUAUGUAAUAUAUAUAUCACAUGUGGUUUGUAUGAUUCAGGGAGAUUCUCAUCAUGUGGUGUUUUUAUUUUCACCUGAGAAUCUUUAAUGUCAGAUUUGUUUCAAGAAUCUUUAUUUGAUUAUAUAUUAUGGGUCUGCUUAUGUUGUUUA
Messenger RNA from Brassica napus (rape), 1038 nucleotides. Its product is annotated as tubby-like F-box protein 1. The record is from RefSeq and is a predicted model, not a curated record. NCBI's taxonomy places the organism in Eukaryota, Viridiplantae, Streptophyta, Magnoliopsida, Brassicales, Brassicaceae. Gene Ontology annotation, molecular function: protein binding.